Haliotis rufescens (red abalone) is the source of this 1625-nucleotide messenger RNA. Its product is annotated as sulfotransferase 1A1-like. Gene Ontology annotation, molecular function: sulfotransferase activity. The coding region runs from base 263 to 1150 and encodes 295 amino acids. The record is from RefSeq and is a predicted model, not a curated record. The transcript has 7 exons. Gene Ontology annotation, biological process: sulfation. Gene Ontology annotation, cellular component: cytoplasm. NCBI's taxonomy places the organism in Eukaryota, Metazoa, Mollusca, Gastropoda, Lepetellida, Haliotidae.
AUCGGGUGUUAUUAACUAGCAUGACAGCAAUGUAUUGAUGUGAAACGUAUGCAGCUCACAUCGGAUCAUAUUGGCGACCCCAUCAGUGAUGGACAGUUGUGUACAGUACGAAAUAAACAUCUAGUGUUUUAACCAGGAUUGCAUUUAUGUGAUUAAGUAGUAUCAUGCAGUGUUAACCACGGACCUAGUACUAUUGUUGACAAGGAGCGAGUAGAACUACGGAUACUGCUUUGGUGUAUAAAACAACGCAUACCACAACGACAUGUCGACGCAAGCGGAGAAAGCAAUGGCGGCAGGGGUCAAUGCUGACCUGGUGAUGCUUGAUGGAUUUGUGCAUGCUGCUAUACUAGUAGACAGGUUGAAGAAAGUGAAGUGUAUUCCUAUCCGUGUGGAUGACAUCUUACUCUGCACAUACCCAAAGUCAGGUACACACUGGACGUGGGAGAUCCUCAACAUGAUCGUGGCAGGCAAGGCCGAGUACGCCAAACACUGGCAGAACUCUGCAUGGCUGGAAUACAGGACCGAGGAAGAACUGGAGGAACUGGCAUCACCAAGGAUCCUUCACACCCAUUUACUUCCUGGCCAACUUCCAGACGCAGUGUGGAACCAAAGAUGCAAGGUGGUGUACGUCAGGCGGAAUGUUAAGGAUUGCGUUGUGUCGUCCUACAAUCAGUUCAGCAAACAGAUCUGGAAGGACAACCCUUUAGGGAAACAAGGCUACACCGGUUCCUGGGACGACUUCAUUGAUCUUUAUCUCGACGGAUCUUUACCCGGUGUGCCCUAUUUCGAACACACCAUCGAGUGGGCCAACGUUUCUGAAGCUCACAAAGGCUUUGAAAUUUGCAGACUCCAGUAUGAAGAUAUGAAGAAGGAUUGCGUUCAGGAAAUAAGAAGAAUGGCAGAUUACCUGGGACGCCCUCUACCGGAUCAAACAUACCAGGCAAUAUCCGAUGCUUGCUCUUUUAAGAAUCUCAAGCACGCAAACGAAAAAGUGAAGGAUCAAACCUUCCACUUUAAGUGGCAAAAUGGUUCAAGUGGAUAUUUCAGAAAAGGUACAACUGGUGACUGGAAGAACUGGUUCACUGUGGCCCAGAGCGAGCGAUUUGAUAAAGUAUAUGAAGAAAGGUUGAAGGAAACCUUUCCAUAUUGACAUUGGUGGAAGACAUGAAUGAUCCUUCUCAAUUUGAUUUUAACUGCACAAUCGACUGGAAAUGGAAAGGGUCUUGUCACUUUCAUUUUGAUAGCUAUAGGGUCUAUGAAUAUUGCAGGUGUUACGUACAAACGGACCAUUUGUAAUUGUUAUUGCAAUGUCCUUUCAUGCUUCUGACAAAAGCAUUGUUAAUAUCCAGAUAAAACAGAACUGUAGAUUCAAGAGGUUUAAGAAAACAUACCCAUCCCGACACUGGUUGAAAACAUGAGAAAUGCUUGUCCAUUUGUGUUUACGAAGGGACUAUGACAACAGCAGAUUUUAGGUACAAACGAAUAACAUUUAGUUAGCAUUGCAAUGCCAUGUGUUGUUAUUAUGAUGAUAGAACUGUAUUCAAUAUGUUACUGUCAGAUUUCUCUUGUCGCGUGGGUGUUGAUUUACAAUUCUGUUGAUUUAAAAUAAACAUAAUCUUGAAAAA